Molecule: messenger RNA, 1412 nt
Organism: Ectocarpus sp. CCAP 1310/34
Lineage: Eukaryota; Phaeophyceae; Ectocarpales; Ectocarpaceae
Source: the annotation of a GenBank genome assembly
GGGGGGCAAACCAAAGUUGCCCUCGAGGAUGAUCCUCGCGAGCGAGCUGCGUCCGGUUACCGUCAAGACCCGGAAAGAACUCAGCAAAGCCCUGGUGGAGAGGCUUUUCGGGCGAGUCUGGGACGACGACUCUGCCGACCCCUCCCCGUUCCGCGACGCCGCCGUGCUUCUGACGCCACCAUUCAACACCGGCAAGUACCUGGAAGCCCUCCGACUGAGUGCUGCAGACGCGGAGUACCUUUCCAUCGGUAAAAAGGGCUUGGCUCCCACUAUGGACAGCGAGGUGACGGCGAAGCUCGACGGUUGCUGGGCGGACAUCAAGAGGAGGGCUUGGGAAGCUGCGCGAGAGAGGAACCGCCGGUCUGAAUCGCUUGACGACGGCGUUCAGCCACUUCACAAACGAUUCCGCGGCGAGAGCUCUACUUCAAGCGCCACCAGAAAGAGCAGGUUUUCUCUCUUCGGGCGGGGAGAUGCCCGCAGCAGCACUGAUGACAUGGCGGACGAGGAUAGUGAAGACAGGAAGCUGGGUGAGGUCGUAGCAGGAGAGCUCGAGCACUACAAAUCGCUCUUCAUCAAGGCAGACGAGUUGGACUGCCGGGAGGUGCUCCCAUGGUGGAAGCGCACAGGCAAGAACAUUUUCCCGCACCUUGCACCAGUCGCACAGCAGGUGUUCGGGAACCAGGCGGCGGUGUCGCAGGUCGAGCGCGACUUCAGCGGCGUUGGCAUUCUUCUCGCACCAAACAGGAGCCGCAUGGACACCUAUUGGGUGGAGAUCGUCAUGUUCCUCAAUGCUAACUUCGCCCACAUUCCCCCGCUGAAGCAAAUCCCCAUGGUCGCAGCAAAGAAUAUUCGCUCGUGUCUGCCGGCGCGGUUCCACGGGCGGGAUGCUGACCUGAUGGCCGCUGAAGCCAUCUUCGACGUGUUGAUGAACACGGCGCCCCCCUCCGUGAAUGACAUCGACUUGUAGGGCUGAAUGAUUCGGGUUUCUUUCUGUAGCAAGUUGUGGCCAAUCAGGCAAGUGCAAUCAGGACUCGUCCGUCGGCAGAGGCAAACUAUGUUCGUUUCCAGCCAUAGCUCAUAUUGUCGACACCGUUGGCUGUUGUUGCGUGUUGCAGCUUACUCGAGUGAGGAGACUUUCGCUCCUAGUUUGUGUUUGUCGGCAGUGGUUGGGUGGCACUCGUCAAACAAGUGCGUGAGCGUACGAUGUGUUGGUGUUUCGUUAUUGGUUCUCGUGAGCACGUGUCCUUGCAGCACCUCAUGUGGCCAACCUGUGAGCACGACAGGAAAGAAGUUGGAUGGAAUAAUAAUCAUUGGCAGUGACAAGCAGUAAGUAUGUUGCCAAUAGCGUAUUUUUAACCAUAUGAAGUAGCAGCGUUGCCAACGUACCCGGUAUUAUAUGUGAGCUUUUUUGU